AAUGUGCCCGUGAUUAGUGAUCCGGACCCGGGAUCCUAAUCCUAAUCCUGUAAUCAAGAAAUAUUUGAUGUAAGGUGUAAUUGAAGCGACUUGCUUCAAGGAGGAGUAAUGCUCGUUGCUUCAAGGUCAUGUUAGCUCAAAGAAAUAUAGUGAUUUGAGGAUGGCAUUUGAGCUAUUUCUUAAAAUUAAUUAAAUAAACUUAGGUAUGUAUAUGGUACAAAUACGGUGUUAUUUUAACUUAUAUCAGGUUAGGUACUUUUUGAAUUGACUUCCUUUCUCCUUUGAAGGGUUGGAUAGUCGGGUUUUACAUCGCACGCUUACGUAAUACGUACAGAAAGAUAAACAAAACAUCAUAGGUUAUAAAUGCCUUUAUAAUGUAAUGCGGGUGCGACUGUGACCCUCUUUUUAUGGGGGAAAAAAAAAACACACACACAUCGGUAGCAAUACCGUGUAUCCUUUUCGAAAUAAGAAGAAUGUUAAGUAAUUCGUGCCCAGCUUAUAAGUUACAAUUGACUGGAAGGGAGUUGCAGGACUUGCAGAAACGAUGGAAGUUUUGCCGUACGAAGUGCUGUAUGAAAUUUUCACCUACAUCCCGGUGUGUGAACUAUAUUUCACUCUUGGUAGGGUUUGCACGGUGUGGAAGGAUGUUGUGAUGGACAGGAGGUUGUGGCGAGGGAGACCAUACCGUCCGACCGAGUGUACGACAGAUGAAGAGAUUGUGCAUUUACUGUCCACUGUAACAAUGUUGGAAAUAUUUGAUGCCAGCGAGCACACUAUUGGCCCACAAGUGUUUGGUGCGCUGUCUAUGAGCAGUUGUAACUUGACGGUCAUUUUGUUAUCACCGGAUCAAGCAUUGGAUCAGAGUGAUUUAGAAAAACUUUUAAUGAUCAGGAACUUGCAGAAUUUGAGUCUUCACAUCAGUGAUGAUGAAACAGCAAAAAAUAACUUCAAGAUUUUAGGAGGAUUUCACAGUUUGAAGAAACUCUCAGUGACGGGCGUGUUUUCCUACAGAUGCGGUGUGCUGAUGGCACUUGCGACAGGCUGUAAAUGUCUGCAGGAGCUAAACCUGGGCUGUCUGUCGUGUGACGGUGUCACGUCCGCUAUAGACAUCGCUGCCAUUCUCAAGUUGAAGGGUGCUCAGCUGAUAUCUCUUACUUUCACCUGUUCUCUAUUGUCACAUUUUGUCACUGAUCUGAUUGGACAGUGUGCAGAAUUGCAAGAAUUACACAUGAAUAUCUACCAAUCUUGGGUUUUUGUUGAUUUCUCUCCUCUCCUUGCACUGAAGAACUUAAAAGCAUUUUCUGUCAUUGGAUGUGUAGAUAUAAAUCCUUCUUUAGAUAAUUUGUUUUCUCAGCAACAGUGGAGUAAUCUGGAAUGUUUGAAUAUCUCCGUAAGUGAAGGUAACGUCAUUAACAUAAUGUUUGGUAACUGUCCCAAACUAAGAAUUUUACGAAUAGAGGGAAACCAAGAAGUUAACUUUGUAAUGGAAAAUAUUUAUAAGCUUUCAAAUCUAGAAGAACUAACCUUAGCAUAUUGGACAUCACCCAUUGAUGAGAUGUUAAAAUAUGUUUCUCAAUUGAAAAUAUUGAAAAAUUUAUGUUUUGAAAAUUGUUCUGAAUUACGAGAUGUAGACAUUUUAGAUUUAGUUUUAUGUCACAGCUUGAAAGCUAUCACCUUGGACAAAUGUCGUGGUAUUUUAGGGCGUAACUUUCAUCACAUUGCUGAUGAACUGGAACAUUUGACUAGCUUAACUUUUAUUGAAUGUGAUAAUUUGAGAACCUUUCAUGUGACACAAUUACAGAAGUUAUUUCCAUACUUAAAAAUAAAUUUUGAUGGUAAUAAAGCACAAAUGUUGAAUUAUUGAGUUAUGCAGGACAAAAAUCUGUGAUUUUAUUUUGCAAGUUGUAUCUACUUGAUUAUUAAUAAACUUUGUGGCCAUGCCACUAAAUAAAUUGUAUUUUUUAUUGUACCUGAUCCAUCAUUUUAAUGGAGGAACUAUGGCACUGAGUAAAAACAACCAAACACAUUUAAAAUUUUUUGAAACAGUUUUUAAAUUUGAAUUUGAUGAUGUUUAACAGAGAUGAAAAUGGCAUUACCAUGUACUAAAAUUAUUGCUAACCAAUUAAUUUGUAAAAAAUUCUGUUUCACACUUUUUCUUCCUUUUGAAACUUUUCCAGUCACGCUUUCAGAACAUAAUUUCUCAAUUUGUGCUUGGUUCUCUUCCUAUAGCCAACAGCAACAUCUUUUAAUGAUGUUCCACCUUUGUCUAUUCCUGUUUAGAGCCAGUAGUUUCUCCUCUGUAUAAAUUACAACCUUUUACCUUUUGGAAGCUAUCACUACCGACACUGUACCACACAACUUUGAAUGGACGAAACAAGCGAAACCAGCUAAGACAACUGAGAAAGAUUUAUGAUCUAUAUGCAUUCACUAUUUAUACUGAUAUGUUGUUUACAGGUGUAUGUCUCCUGUGAGACACUGAUCUUUCGUGUACUAAUCUUAUUAGUCAAUGGAUUUAGAGAUGAUUGUUAAUAUUUUUAAUUUGAAUAUUUUAUCUAAGACUGAUGUUGGAUUAUACAGAAUAUUGAAUAAUUGUGACUACUGAAUGUUUGAAUGACAAAAAACUAAUUUUACAAGUCCUGAAUAAGUGGGAACUGUCAAGGCUCAUAAAUUAGGAUUUUGAUUGUUAUAUUGAAGUAGAAAUUGUGAUUACCUUUUAAGGAGUCAUAAAAUUGUGUAAAUAUGUUAUGUUAUAAGUUGCAUUGCACCAUGUGUUGUAAUUUCUUUUUUCAGAAGCAGUGGAAUAUAUUUCCAUUUUUAAUGUAUAUAUCUCAAGAUAAAAAAACUCAUUAAUAAUGACUUCCACAAAUAUAAAUGAUUUACCAAUAGAAGUUAUUUCUUUUGUAUUUUCACACAUAUGUUUUGAAGAACUAGUGGUACAUGUGCGAGAUGUUUGUUAUCGUUGGAGAAUUAUUGUCGACAAUGAUUCUGCUUUGUGGAAAGUUGUCACAUUCACACCUAAAAGUGAAAUGAUUGAAAGUGACUUAAAUUUAUUGUUGAGCAAAGCACAUAUGCUUAGAAAUGUUACAGUAAAAGGUAAUGUCAGCGUAAAACAGAUAGUGAAUGCAUUGGUCAUGUUUGGCCAUAAUAUCAGAAAACUAGAAUUUUCCAGUGCCAUUACUUUAACAUCAGAAAAUUUAAAGGUCAUACUAAACAAACUGAAAAAUUUAGAAUCAAUUGCUUUUGAAUCCAAGUAUAUCGAUAAGGAGUGUAUACAACUGCUGGGUAAUUGUCGUAGUCUCAAGUGUGUGACGCUCAUUGGUGACAUUCUGCGUCUUACGAAUUUACUCGAUGGGUUUGCUAGUGGUGCCUGCAGUUUACAAGAGCUCCACCUGGAAUCAUCGCAAAGCCUCAGUUGCGAAAAUGAUGAUCUAUUGCGGUUGCUGGCUGUGCAGAAAGAUAGUUUAAGGAGCCUCUCAGUUUCGUGUAGGAAGGUAGAUUCGUCGCUACUGGACCACAUACGGCAUUGCUCUCGGCUGAGGAAACUUAGUAUAAAAUGGAGUGAGAUUCAAGAAGCCACAGACAUAACCGGUAUCGUGGCAUUGAACUUGUCAGCUGUGACGCUAAUUAACUUUUGUGGCUGUGCUCAAAUGUUGUUGGAUGCAGUGAUGAAGAGCUGUUGGCACACCAUGAGCAAACUUUGUCUCAUAUU
Molecule: messenger RNA, 3709 nt
Organism: Bacillus rossius redtenbacheri
Lineage: Eukaryota; Metazoa; Arthropoda; Insecta; Phasmatodea; Bacillidae
Product: F-box/LRR-repeat protein 20-like
Exons: 2
Coding region: 545-1864 (439 amino acids)
Molecular function (GO): protein binding
Source: RefSeq, a predicted model, not a curated record